AUGCCGGUGAAAAGGGAUGACGCCGAGGCUGCUCUGGCAAUCCUGAACCGGCUUCAGACUGAAUCUGAAAAGGACUCUCCUGUAGCACUAGCUGCUACUCGUGUUGCAAAUAUCUUCCAGUCACGCCUUUACAAUGCCUUGCUAGAUAUUCAGGAGUACUACGAACUCCAUCUGAACAACAAAGACACCCCACAACAGGACCCCGAAUUCGACAUCUUCAGAAUAACGCUGGAAAAGAGCGAAUCUGGCUUAGGAUUUUCUAUUACAGGCGGUAUCGACUCUCCAGUUGACACUGGCGACAUUCAUAUUUAUAUUUCUAAAAUCAUUCCCGGCGGAGCUGCUGAACAACAAGGACAACUAAGACCUGGCGAUGCUGUGCUGGCUAUCAACAACAUUGAUUGCCGUACGGUUACUCACGGAACAUGUGUUGACAUUCUACGGAGCUCAGGAUCAUCAGUAGAACUUUCAAUCGGCCGCAGAAGGCCACAACUAAGCUCAACUCUGCUCCCCAAACCAGAGCUCCUUCAAUCGUCCUCUGAGAACAUCCUGGCAAGCUCAAACUCAACGAUUAACGAUGCUACGACGGAGCUGAUAACAGUCAAGCUCCAAAAGAGCAAGACAGGCCUUGGCUUCUCGAUCGCUGGCGGCGUGGGAAACCAACAUAUCGAAGGAAAUGACGGGAUUUUCAUCACCAAGAUCAUCCCCGGCGGCGCUGCCGCUCAAGAAGGCAGGCUGCAAGCGGGCGAUCGAAUUAUGUUCGUAGACAACAAUUCGCUAGCGCGUGUCUCUCACGAACAAGCGGUUGCCUUUCUGACCAAUACCGGACCAACGGUUUUGAUCAAACUUAUCAGGGAAACACCCGUACAAGUCGAAUCCUCAGACGAUCACGUUCUUCCAAGUGCUACCUCAAGUUCCAUCUCGUUGACGGAAAACCUCGCCUCGAGUAAAGGGAACAUUCUCGACGUUUCGCGAGUGUCCGACUUUGGAAUCCCUGCUGGAUCAGCUGCUGAUUCCGCAAUCAAACAUGGCUGUGCCGUCUAUGACGGAACACAGGGUAGAAAUCACAUGCCCAGAACAGUGACACUAAAACGAGGAAAAAGUGGUUUUGGCUUCAACAUCGUCGGCGGAGAAGCGGAAAUCGAUCCCGAGUGGAACGACUCUCCACCAGGAAUCUUUGUUUCUUUUGUCCUCGCAGGAGGUCCAGCUGACAGCUCCAAGUCGUUACAAAAGGGAGAUCGAAUUCUCACGGUCAACAGUAACAGCAUAGAAUACGCGUCGCAUCAGGAAGCUGCACUUAUUCUGCGCAAUUCUGGUGAUACUGUGGAACUUGUUGUUCAACAUGAGCCCGAGAACUUCGCUAAAUUCGAGCACCGAAUGCAUGACUUGAGGCAACAGAUGCUGAGCGCCAGUAUAGGCGGAGGGCUACAGACUUCCUCGAAGAAAGAAAUGACAGUGCGCGCAUUGUUCGACUACACAGCUGUUCGCGACUCUGGGCUGCCUUCCAAAGGGCUCAGCUUUCGCUUCGGAGAUAUUAUCCAUGUCACGAAUGCGUCUGACAAAGAGUGGUGGCAGGCAAAUCUGAUGGGAAAGCCAGCUGAGCAGGGCUGUAUACCGUCAAAGGCGCGCGUUGAAAGAAAAGAAAAACUACGAAUGAAGCAAGUCAAAUUUCGUCGCCCAGGUCAGCCAAACGGCGAAGUUAGAAAAAGUCGCGGCCGGCUGAAUGUUCGAGUCAAUGCUCUUUCCUCGAAGUUGAAUCUGAUGAAGUCAAAGGAGAACAUCUGUAGGGAGGAAACUCACAGCAGUUCUAGCGAUGAUGAAUUCGAAAUGGGCGAUGACUGGGUCCUAUCAUAUGAGCCGGUGAAGCAAGUUGAAGUUGAAUAUCCAAGGCCAAUCGUGAUCUUUGGCCCGUUGAAGGAAAAAAUGUCCGACGAGCUAAUAAAGCUUGACGCAUCGAAAUACCAACAAGCGAUUCCGCAUACGACCCGUCCAAAACGAAAUUGCGAAGUGGAAGGUCGAGAUUACUACUUUAUCUCAAAAGCAGAUAUGACCACUCAAAUCGAGAACCGCGAAUUCAUCGAGGCCGGUCAAUUCAGCGAUAACCUCUACGGAACGAGUAUAAAGGCCGUGAUGGAUGUUGCUCAAACGAAUAAGCACUGUAUCUUGGAUGUUUCCGGCGGCGCUUUGCGGCGGCUCUCCGAUGCACAACUUCCGGCAAUUGCAAUCUACAUCAAACCACGCUCUGUUGAAACUUUAAUGGAGUCUAACAAAAGAUUAUCCGAACAGGCGGCGCUUCAAAUAAUCCAACAGUGUCAGCGACUCGAAGCGGAUUACGCCGAACAAUUCACUGCCGUGAUUCAAGCCGAAGACGGAGAAGAGCACGUUCGCGAGCAGGUGCUCGAAAUCGUCGAAUCCUUGAGCGGUACCUCGCACUGGCUGCCGACAGGCGAUAAGCUCUGA
Molecule: messenger RNA, 2457 nt
Organism: Oikopleura dioica
Lineage: Eukaryota; Metazoa; Chordata; Appendicularia; Copelata; Oikopleuridae
Source: the annotation of a GenBank genome assembly